Molecule: messenger RNA, 2676 nt
Organism: Pseudopipra pipra
Lineage: Eukaryota; Metazoa; Chordata; Aves; Passeriformes; Pipridae
Gene: TTLL1
Product: TTL family tubulin polyglutamylase complex subunit L1
Exons: 11
Coding region: 379-1650 (423 amino acids)
Biological process (GO): protein polyglutamylation; microtubule cytoskeleton organization
Cellular component (GO): cilium
Molecular function (GO): tubulin-glutamic acid ligase activity; tubulin binding
Source: RefSeq, a predicted model, not a curated record
GGUCGCCGCUGAGGGGCCGCCCCGCACACGACAUGGCGGCCGCGCCAUGGCGGCCCCGCCCCGGCAGCGCCGCCGGAACGGGCGGGGCGAUGGCGGCGGCCGGCGGGGACGGCCCGGCCUGAGGGGCAGCGGCGGCCGCGCCUCCCGCCCGCAGCCUUGGGCUCCUCCUUAUCCCUGACGCUUCGGGAAUCUCCCGACCUCCUCUGAGGGAAUCUCCCGACUGCUUCGGCGAACUGGAUUUUCCAGUAAGGAACUCCACAACCGACCACACAGGGACGUUUUUGUGCUGUCAGAAGGACAUGGAGCUGGCUGGGCCAGGUGCCUGCACGGCUUAACUUAUAUUUUGCAGUGUGGAAAGGUUGAUCCUGCUUUGGGAUAAUGGCAGGAAAAGUGAAGUGGGUGACUGACAUAGAAAAAUCUGUUCUAAUCAACAACUUUGAGAAAAGAGGGUGGAUUCAAGUGGCAGAAAACGAAGACUGGAAUUUUUAUUGGAUGAGUGUGCAAACCAUCAGGAAUGUGUUCAGUGUGGAAACUGGAUACCGCCUCUCUGAUGACCAGAUUGUCAAUCACUUCCCAAACCACUAUGAGCUGACCAGGAAAGAUCUGAUGGUAAAGAAUAUUAAGAGAUACAGGAAAGAGCUUGAGAAAGAAGGAAGUCCUCUUGCAGAAAAAGAUGAAAAUGGGAAAUACAUUUAUUUGGAUUUUGUUCCUGUGACUUUUAUGCUUCCUGCUGAUUAUAAUCUCUUUGUUGAAGAAUUCAGGAAGAAUCCCUCCAGCACUUGGAUUAUGAAACCUUGUGGCAAAGCCCAAGGGAAAGGGAUAUUUCUAAUCAAUAAGCUCUCCCAGAUUAAAAAAUGGUCUCGAGACAGCAAAACAUCUUCGUUUGUGUCCCAGUCUUCCAAAGAAGCCUAUGUGAUUUCACUCUACAUCAACAAUCCCUUGCUUAUUGGGGGAAAGAAGUUUGACCUCCGUCUGUAUGUUUUAGUAUCUACCUACCGUCCUCUGCGGUGUUACAUGUAUAAACUUGGAUUUUGCCGGUUUUGCACAGUAAAAUACACCCCAAGCACCAGUGAAUUGGACAACAUGUUUGUACAUCUCACAAAUGUUGCCAUUCAGAAACACGGGGAUGAUUACAACCACAUCCAUGGGGGGAAGUGGACAGUGAGUAACUUAAGGCUGUACCUGGAGAGCACCCGUGGAAAAGAAGUCACCAACAAGCUAUUUGAUGAAAUCCACUGGAUAAUUGUGCAGUCCCUGAAGGCUGUGGCGCCUGUAAUGAAUAAUGAUAAACACUGCUUUGAGUGCUAUGGGUAUGAUAUUAUCAUUGAUGACAAGCUGAAACCCUGGCUAAUUGAGGUCAAUGCUUCCCCUUCCCUCACUUCCAGCACUGCCAAUGAUCGGAUCCUGAAGUAUAAUCUGAUUAAUGACACCCUCAACAUUGCCGUGCCUAACGGGGAGAUUCCUGACUGUAAAUGGAAUAAAUCUCCACCAAAGGAGGUCCUUGGCAAUUAUGAAGUCUUGUAUGAUGAGGAGAUGGCACAGAGCGAUGGGCCCGAGCGGGACCCGAGGGGUCGCUCUGGGCAAUCCGCUGGAGCCAAAGGAAGUCGUGCAAGGGAUUUAGGAAAGCCUGUCCUGACCACCUGGAAGUGAUAACAGGGAAAACAGCUGCACUCCUGGUAGGAAGAUAUCACGAAUAAAACAGCAGUUUUACAACAGGUACCUGUGUUUUGCUGCCCUGCCUGUAGGAAAUACUAAAGGAGACAAAACAGCCUUUGAAAAGAAGUGAAACAAAUAUUCAAAACCCAGGAACUUUACUAGAUGAACACUGGCUUGAUUGUUAUUACAACAAUAUAUGUAUAGUGUGUAUGUAUAUAUAAUAAUAUUUAUAUAAUUUGUAUAAACUGAUAUUCUCUUGGUAAUGAUUAAGGACUUUCUGUAUAAAGGUGACAACUCCAAAUAUGCAUUCUGAAAGAAACUCCUUGCUGUGCUGGGUAUUAUUUAUUUCCUCCAGCAGCCUAUCCCUUGCUCCCUCUAAUAAAUAAGCUGUGGAUUCUCUAAAAGGGUGAGAGAGGUAAGUGUUAACAUUGUCAUGAUGGUGGUUUUACUUCUUGUAGUAAAAGAAGAGCAAAUAGAAAAAAUUGGGAAUACAUGCACUUGAGGCUAAUGUCAGUUAAUGAAGCUAAUGAAGAAAUUGGAAAGGAGCUCUUUAUAUGCUGAGGGUUGGGGGUUUUUAUUUCCUUUAAGUGUUCUGAGCUUCUAAUUGUUUGAAGGUAGAAAGCUUGGUGGACUGAGGGAGUGUUUCAAUGGUAUGUGGAUGGUAUAUUGAUUAUUUCACUAGCCAUUAAUUUCUGUUUUGAGAUGAUGCACAUCUGUGGAAAAACAGACAGAACAACCACGUACUGUGAUAAAUCUCAUUGCUUGAAGCUGAUGGUAAAUCUUUAUUUGCACCAGAACCUCUUAGUGUAUUUAUGCAUGUAUAUAAGUCAAAUAUCUGUAUAUUUUUAUAUAUUUUAUGUGUGCUCUAACAAAAAUACUGUUGCACAUGGCGAGCUAUUUCUGGUGGCUUUGAUAACAACAGUUGUGAUGAUUAGCUGCCAAAACAUAGAGCAAAAGAUAAAAAUGGGUAUUUCAGUUCUUCUAACAGCAGAGCAGAUAAAUAAACUAGUUGGAUCCGUG